Molecule: messenger RNA, 1366 nt
Organism: Chroicocephalus ridibundus (black-headed gull)
Lineage: Eukaryota; Metazoa; Chordata; Aves; Charadriiformes; Laridae
Gene: C3H6orf163
Product: chromosome 3 C6orf163 homolog
Exons: 5
Coding region: 1-1053 (350 amino acids)
Source: RefSeq, a predicted model, not a curated record
AUGAUUAGAAGUUCUGAUCUGGACUCCUUUGUUUGUUGUGCUGUGUGUUCAAAAAUAAUACCACCACCACCUUCUAGUGCUACUUUCAAUCGGAUUCGUGAGUAUAAACCUUUCAGAACGCGGUAUUACACUCAUCGUGAUAUACUGGAGAUUGGAGCAGACAUUCAAAAAGAACAACACAAAAAUAAGGAGGCAGAAAUACAAGAUCGCAUUGAAACAAUGAAAGCUGAACUUUGGUCUCAGGCUGAAAUGCUCAAGGAAGAGGCAGUGGAUAAAGCUCUCAAAGAGGCAGCCGCUAACCACAGUGCAUUUGUACAGGACCUUAAACAAAAACUUGGAAAGGAAUUAAGGGAAGAGGUGAGGAAGGCGAAGGCAGAGAUGCAGCAGUACAUGGAGGAUGAGCAGAAGAAAGAGGCCGAAGCUGCAGAGCAGCGCAUGGCUCACAGACUUCAGUGCGCCCUCAUGGAGUGUGCCCGGGAGAAGAUGCAAGCGGUGGCUGAAGCCAGGAAACAGGAGAGGGAGGCAGCCCUGAAGGAAGCCGCCGUACAGCACAGAAAGCAUUUAGAGCAACUCAAGGAAGAAAGUAUGCUAGCUGAGGAACAGUAUCAUAAGCGUAUAGAGCAAUUAAACAAAGAAAAAUGUAAUGAGAUUAAAAUUGCCCUGAGUAUUGCACGAAAAGAGAAUCAAAUUGAGACUGACAAACAGCUCAGGGAAGCAGGCACCCUACAUCUUAAUGAGCUGGAAAAAGUGAUGGUUGCGCUGAAAGCAGCAGAAGAACACAUAAAGACUCUCACGCAAAAACUGAAACAGAUGACAGAUUGGAAGGACAACCUGGAAACUGAAAUACAAGAAACAAGACAAGCUUUUCAAAAGUAUAUUGAUGUCACAUUUCCUAACCUGUCCCCUGGACAAGCGGAUUUUAUUCUGCCAUUCAGAAAAACAUUUGAGCAGAAGGACAGCCCAGAAGAAGCAAAGGACAAUGACAAGGAAUACAAGAGAACUGGUAUUACAAGUGAGAGAUUCACAGCCAUGGGUAAACAGAACUGCAAAUAGGUGAUGCUGAAAAAUAAAUUCAUCUCUGUUCACUGAAUUAUGAGUGUGGUUAGAAUGAUACAGGGAAAAAUAACCACCACUGUAUUAAAUAAUGAAGUGAUGAGCCAUGCUUAGAAAUUAUGAAUUAUUUUUUGUUUUACAAAUGCUGGGGUGGAGGUUGGAUCAUGUAGCACUUGAGGAUCUUCCCACUGAGUCCUUCUUGAGAAGGAAAAAACCUGAAAAUCUGAUCAGAAAAUUGUUGCUUAAGUAAGCAUCAGCGCUUGGACUUGUGAGGACUGUUGGCUCUGCCCUUGAAUGCUCAGGUGUGGAGUAA